Hippocampus zosterae (dwarf seahorse) is the source of this 2779-nucleotide messenger RNA. It is a transcript of the gene rmnd5b, whose product is annotated as required for meiotic nuclear division 5 homolog B. NCBI's taxonomy places the organism in Eukaryota, Metazoa, Chordata, Actinopteri, Syngnathiformes, Syngnathidae. The transcript has 10 exons. Gene Ontology annotation, biological process: proteasome-mediated ubiquitin-dependent protein catabolic process. The coding region runs from base 198 to 1373 and encodes 391 amino acids. The record is from RefSeq and is a predicted model, not a curated record. Gene Ontology annotation, cellular component: GID complex; cytoplasm; nucleus. Gene Ontology annotation, molecular function: ubiquitin protein ligase activity; protein binding.
GACGUAAAAAGUAGCUGCAGUUGCAAGACUUUUACUGUGAAGUGAUCGUGUAAAGUCGUGAUGCGACACAGGAACAUCCGCAUUCGUACUGCUAACAACUGCAGACAAGUGCUACGCUAAUGUUUGCUAACUAAUCCAGAUCGGUGGUGUUUUGGGAGCGUGAGUGUGUCUAUGUGUGUAUGUGUUGCGUGUGAACAAUGGAACAGUGCGGGUGCGUGGAGCGGGAGCUGGAGAAAGUGCUCCAUCGCUUCGUCAUGUACGGCCACCAGUCUGAGGAGAGGCUGGACGAGCUCCUGCGCAGCGUCUGCGAGAUACGAGGACAGCUGGUUGCAUUUGGGGUCCAAGACGGAGAUCUGUCAGUGCUGUCUCAGACUAUGGCUCAGUGCUGUAAGAAUAUCAAAGAGACUGUCCAGAUGCUAGCCUCUCGACAUAAGGACAUUCACGGCAGUGUAUCUAAAGUGGGCAAAGCCAUCGACAGGAAUUUUGAUGCAGAGAUCAGUGCUGUGGUCGCGGAGACUGUGUGGGACACUCCGGAGAGACAAAAACACCUGAGUGAAACCAUAGUGGAGCACUUAUACAGACAAGGCAUGCUCAGUGUAGCAGAAGAUCUUUGUCAGGAGUCGGGUGUAGUUAUAGAUAUGAGCAUGAAGCAGCCUUUCCUGGAGCUCAACAGGAUCCUUGAAGCGCUGAGGAUGCAGAACCUAAGGCCGGCGCUCGAGUGGGCAGUGACAAAUCGGCAACGUCUUCUGGACCUCAACAGCAGUUUAGAGUUUAAAUUGCACCGCUUGUAUUUCAUCAGCCUGCUCAACGGCGGUAUUAGCAACCAGAUGGAGGCGCUACAGUACGCUAGGCACUUCCAGCCCUUUGCCUCGCAGCACCAGAGAGAUAUUCAGAUCCUGAUGGGCAGCCUGGUGUACCUUCGUCACGGCAUUGAGAACUCUCCAUACCGUAGUUUGCUGGAAACCAAUCAGUGGGCGGAGAUUUGUAAUAUCUUUACCAGAGAUGCCUGUGCUUUACUGGGCCUCUCUGUUGAGUCUCCUCUUAGUGUUAGCUUCGCUUCAGGCUGCAUGGCUUUGCCUGUGCUGAUGAACAUCAAGCAAGUGAUUGAGCAGAGACAAUGCAGCGGUGUCUGGACGCACAAAGACGAGCUGCCUAUUGAAAUUGACCUCGGCAAGAAGUGCUGGUACCACUCGGUGUUUGCCUGCCCCAUCCUCAGACAGCAAACUUCAGAAAGCAACCCGCCAAUGAAGCUCAUCUGUGGUCACGUCAUCUCCAGAGACGCUCUCAACAAACUGACCAACGCUGGGAAGUUGAAAUGCCCGUACUGCCCCAUGGAGCAGAAUCCCUCACAUGCCAAGCAGAUCUACUUUUGAUAGCGUACACUCCUGGGUGGGCGAGAGGAUGAAGUUCCUUGGAGCGGCUUGCAUUUCCAGGAGCAUUUGACGGAGCCUGCCUCCUCUGUCUCUGGCCCAUGACCCGUUGUCGGCAUUAAGGUUCGAUCCCGGUCCUCAUGGGACACCUUCGGCCACCCAGUAGAAUGCAGCGUCCCACUGCGACCUGCGGUGGAACGAUGAGUCAUGAGAAUGUCCUCGCAAAGCAGCGCCACUGACUGAGAAUCAUUCAAUCAAACUUGAUUGCAACUGAAUUAUUCUUAUUAUUAUUAUUUAUAGUGUUUGUUCUUUGGGCUUUUUUGAGUUGGCUUCUGAGAAAAAAAGACUCUUUCUGUUGUUGUUUUGCCCCUUUUUUAUGGCAAAGCAUCUGAUCUUUUAGAGCAAAUGUGGAGUACAACUCAAGUGAGACUUGCCUCAAGCACUACUUUGAUCAGAUCCACUUAUCGGUGAUGGAACAACACCGACCAGCCCAUCUCCCUCCGUCACAAACUGCACCAGCAACCCCCCUGUAGAAACCAUUUGUUAUGUUCCAUGUCUGUAUUCAACAAACACAACACCAAGGAAAUAUGCGCUACUGUGAAAAUGUGCUCUCUUUCUCCAUCGCAGCACCCCAAUGUCAAGUAAAUAGCCAAGCGAACAUGCCUAAUAGACACUAGUGCAGCACGACUAACAGCUCGCCAAUGCGCCGCGUAGCUGAAUGCUGGCACGCCAUGGGACUUGGAGAUGUGAACUGGUGCGACGGUUGCCGUGCGGUCUGCCCGGAGGCUCGAGAUUCAGCUUUACUCAUCAUGGAUGAGAAUGUCUGCUGGAUUGUCGUGACCGCUGUUAAAUAUAUUCCCGAUAUAUAUACAUCUGCUGUAUAGGUUUGGUUUUCUUUUAAGGAGUCACAAUAGAUGGAUCAUUAAAAAAAAUCCUCAGGGCUCAUCAUACUCACAGCACACAGCGAGUGUUAAAGAAAUGAACAGAAGUAAAUAUAAAGAUCUUUAGGGCAGUCCUGCAGUGCUCCGUGGCAUCUUGAUGCAUGUUCCCAGUGUCCUAGAAGUAGUGAUGUCACCUCACAUCAGUGAGGCUCAUUAGCUCUGCAAGAACUGCACCAGCAUAACUCACAAACAAAAAAAUAUAUAGUUUAAUGGGUCAUUUUUUUCAGUGUUGCAUACACUGAUUUUAUUUAAAAUGGAGCAAAGCAAGAUUUUUUGGUGUGUGUGUGUGUGUGUUUUUUGAGAUUUCUUUUGUUUGCGAUUCAUUCAUCGCUUCUAGAGUCCAGGCAGGCUUUCUCACGUCUGUCUGCGUUUCCUGCUUUUCUGUACGUGAUGUGAGUUUAUUGUAAAUAUUUAACCUGACAUGUUUCAUUUACUGGCAUCAGAAAUAAAACUUUAUAUUCCAGGCAA